AUGAGACCCCCAAUGUCUGGUCCGACGGGCAAACGCGGCAAUCAGGGCGGUUGGGAGGGCCCGCCCAACAAGCGCUUCAACAACAAAGGCAAUCGCGGCGGCGGACAGGGAGGAGGCGGUGGCGGAAACUGGCGUCAGGGCGGAGGCGGCGGCGGUGCCGGCCAUCAGAACAAACAGAAUAAUCGCAACUUUAAUAACAAUCAGCGAAACAACAAUAAUAAUAACCGAAACAAUAGUAAUAAUCGGGAAAUCAAUCGAAGCAAACAAAACGAUACACAACUGGAAAGACGACAACAACACGAUUUGGCGCAAAAAGCGGCCGAAUCUCUGGUCAAUAAGGAAUAUACGAUCGAAACGGUUGCUCCCAAAACAGAUGAUGAUAAAAACAAGAAUUUAGAUAUCGAUGCCGCGCAAGAAAAGUAUUUAUUGGCUGUCUUUGGAUACGUUUGC
This is a messenger RNA of Medioppia subpectinata, 450 nucleotides long. NCBI's taxonomy places the organism in Eukaryota, Metazoa, Arthropoda, Arachnida, Sarcoptiformes, Oppiidae. The record is from the annotation of a GenBank genome assembly.